AUGUAUUUAUCGACGUCCAUCAUCUCCGUGGUCAUCUACACAGUACAAGCAAUCAUUAUCAUCGUUGGAAACACGUUCACUAUCUUUGUCUUCUGGACUCAGAGAUCUCGCCUAAAACGAACUUAUUUUCUCUUGAUCAACCUCGCAAUCGCCGACUUUCUUGUGGGGAUUACAGAGCUAACAGUCUUAGGAACCGCUAUAUCACAAAUCACGACAGAUGACUACGCAGUACUAAAGCAAAGCCAAUCAUAUCCCUUCGUGGCAUUCGUCCUCCUAUCAUCAAGUACCUCCGUUUACUUUCUGGCGCUUAUCUCCUUGGAACGAGCUUUCGCUGUCUUAUGGCCAAUCCGCCAUCGCAUCGCAAACAGUGGAGUUUACAUCAAAAGCAUCCUUGUCGUGUGGACAAUUGGACUGUGUUUCUUUGCUUUAACUCUACUCUCCUUCCAUUGCCCAGAAGUGAAAAAGAAAUACGUUUUCGUGUGUACUAAUACAUGUCUUCUUAUUUCUCUCUUGGUUAUCUGUGCCAGUUAUCUUAAAAUACACAAUCGAUUACGUGCACCAUCACCCGAGCUUGAUAUCCAUACCAAUCAGCUAAGAAAACGCAAUGUGCGGCUUUCAAAAACACUUUUUAUCGCAAUUGCUUCAUCGCUUGUGUUCUGGACGCCGGCGUUUGUUGUCUACUCAACGAGAGAAUUAUGCCUGCGAUGCAUUCCUGAUACUGUGGUGCCCUACGUGUAUGCCCUACAUCUGGCAAAUUCUAUGAUGAAUCCUCUCGUCUACAGCUUCAGGAUGCAAAUUUUCAAAGACAUCCUGAAGAAAUUUUGCAGCCGAAAACGACAUAACAUGGAAAUGAGAGCUACACCGCAAAACACAGUGGAUUUAGCUUGGAGAGUUUCUUUCACUCCAAAAACGCAUGAGGCAGUUUCACCAACUAUUUUAUCAACUUCUGGCAAUGAUGAAAAAAUACAUUAAACGCGCACACACACUCAUCCAAACUAAUUGUAUGAAGUUUAGGUUGGAGAAUCCUAACCUAAUAGUUUGCCACUUAAUUGCGCAAUUCUCGACAGUUUAUAACUCACUGAACGGUAAAUUGAAAGAGAUAUACUACAAACGUUCUUUUUGACGGUUUAAAAAUGAAAUUGUGUAGCCUUAAGAUUUAUCACCUAAACGUAUUCAAAAUAAAAUCUGAGUAAACAUAAAGCACUCAAAAUGUAAAUCCAAUGUGUGAUUAUUCUACAUGGAAGACUAAAUACUCGUUGGAACACCAGGCGACAGAUUAAAGUUUAGUGUUUGUGGAGCUGAUAACUGAAAGCUUUUAAGGUUCUGGAAGUCUGUAAGUACUUAUAAAUUAUUAUUGAAUAUAUCAUAUACAAGUAAGUCUUUAACUUAAAGAGAUAAAUUUGAAAAGAGGGCCUUUUCAUGCAUUUCGUGACACCCCCAACGCACGGUGAAAACUUUAAAUUAUGAAAUGAAUAAAUUUAAUUUUUGUUUUCUCUCUUAUAUUUAUGAUAACAAGAAUAAAUAGAUAUAUGAAAUAUAUUUAAAGAAAAUAAAACCAACGUAAUGUUUCUCAUAUCAUAACUCGAAAAUAUAAUUUCCAAAAUAGGAAUACUUUUAGGACAGAUUUAACGUAUGAGUGAGUUGUUGUUGUAGUCUAAACGUGAUACACUGUAUUAAAGGGGCAUUGAGUAACAGUUUGAGGUUUUUGUUAGUAAGGUAUAGUUUGCUAAUGCGCCCAGUGGACCUGAUGGCAUAUUGGCUACAUUUCUGCAUAUCUCGUUUAGUUGUCUAGAAUAAAUCCAAGAUUACGAACUCUCUCAGUUAGUUCAACGUCAGUACUGUCAAAAGAGAGCUUCUCAAUGUUAGGCGUCUUAGUAUAUCGGGAUGUGAACAAUAUAAGCUCUGUCUUCUCAUCAUUUGUCACAUUUUUUCCUGGCAUAUUCUGCGUGUUCCAUUGCAUUUCAUCCUCUAUACAAUUUUGGAGGGCAGUCAGGGUCAGAACCUGAUUUGCAGGAUCGAUAGCUAUAUACAGUUGAGUGUCAUCUGCGGAAAACAAAGAGUUCUGGGCCCGGUUGCAUAAAACGUCCGUAACAACUACGGGUACACGUACGUGCACUCGUAACUUAAGUCAGUUGCAUGAAAUCACUUAAGUGGUCCACUUAGGGAAUUCACUUAAGUGGUUGCACUUACGAUUUUCGUAAGUGUUCACUUAAGUGUCGUUUAUGCAACAGAAAUUGCGGGUGUUGCAUAAAAAGAUUUUUACGGGAAAAAUAGGACGUAAAUUUACGGGACCUAUGUAGGUCCCGUAUCGUCACUGUUUUUACUAAAUUUAACGAGAUCUUUUACUGAGAAGUGAAAAAAAGUAUUUUUCUUCACGUAAUUCGUUCUAAUGCGCUUUGUUAACCUCUGAUGUACACUUUUGUGAAAAAAGAAGAAGAACUAUCAUUUUCAGUAGAUAUUGAAGAAAAAUAACGUUUGCAUGCAAAUUUCAUUUUUUGAGAGGCUUAAAAGUGUUGGAAACGACUUUUAACUUUCUUUACACUCACCGAUGGUUAGCUUAAAAAAAAAAAGUGAAUCGUUAAUAAAGUACUAUAGCAAGGUUACGUGUGCCCUUAAGUGAGCCCGUAAGUUACCACGUAAAACAGAAACUUACGAGAGUGCUAAGUGUGUUCCAUGCAACACCCUUAAGUGUACCCAUAACGGAUUCGUAAGUGACCUACUUAAGUGAGCACUUAAGUGCAGGUUUUAUGCAACCGGGCCCUGGCCCCGGUUGUUCAAAAGGUGGAUAGCGCUAUCCAUCGGAUAAAUGUCUAUCCACUGGAUAGCGCAAUUGGUUUCCCUAACACUUAUCCGCUGGAUAGUGAUUUAUCCGGUGGAUAGCGCUAUCCAUCUUUUGAACAACCGGGGCCUGGUUAUGGCGAGCAAUUACAUCCUGUAAAAAAAAGGCGGAAAGGACGGCAAUAUAGAGGGUGAAAAGCAGCGGUCCAAGUGUAGACCAUUGUGGGACGUCAUAACACAGAGCGUGAGGAGUGAACAUUUAGUCUCCAAUUACUAUUGAGAAGGAGUUCUGGUUAAGGCGAGCAGUUACAUCCUGUGGAGGGCCAAUAAAAAGGGUGAAAAGUAGCGGUCCAAUGUAGACCCUUGACACAGAGCGCGAGGAGUGAACACGUGGUCGACAAUAAUUAUUCAUUGCUGGCGGUUUUCAAGGUAGCAUCUGUACCAGUUGCUGCCACCUUCUAAAUCACUUUGCUAAGGAAAGGAAUAUCAGCCAACCCCCUGUAGGUCUUAAGAAUCUCCUUGUCGAGGUAAGUAAGUAAUCGGUUUAAUAACAGGGUUUCCACAUUGUGGCUAAAUAAAAAUAUGUAUCAAAUAUUUACAAUACAAAUAUACUAUAAAAAAGUAAUAGAACAAAUAACGAUCAAAAGAGAAAGUAUUUACAAUGAUCGUAUUAAUAAAACAUAAAGUACAAUUAAGAUAAGCUGGCCUGUGCCCGGUUCUUUAGAAAAGAAUUUAAAAAUGCGCGAACUAAAUAGACUAAAAUCGUCACAUUUCUUAAGAUUAAGGUUAUUCUUUUUCAGACGUGAACGAAAAAGUCAUAAGAUAGCUUCAAGAAAACUCCCCUGCUGACAGAGUCCACUAAUUGACUAUGCUAGUUAUGAUAGAACGUAAUUCUUUAUUACGUAGGCAGGAAGUGGGUCAAUGGAACAGAUUUUUGUGGAAAGAGACUGAAUGGUGUUUUUAACGGUAGAGCAGGAUACAGGCAUCAAGUUAAAUUCUUGAGCCAAAAUCGGACCCUGAGAUUGCAUUGAAUGGCUGACUGCAUUUCCCGGAGUUCAUUCCUAAUGGCUUGGAUUUUUCAAAUAAAGAAGUCGUUGAAAUUUUCAUUCAUUGUUUCCAAAGACGUUAUAAGAGGGCAAGGCUGAACUUUAUACCAGGUUGAAACAGUUUGUCGAUCAUUAAUAAUAAGAAAAAGAUUAUUUCUUCCUGCCUGCUCCAUCCUUAUAGUUUUGUAAUAAGACGAUUUCUGAAAAUAGGACAAUUUAUGAAGCGGUCAUGUUAUUAAAAAUAAAAAAAACACCUUUUAUUCGAACAAAAUAAUAAACAAAAUAAACAAGAAAGACAUAAGCAUCGUCAGAUCAAAUCUUUCUAGCCUCAACAAAGCCGUCAUUCCGUGGACUAAAUCCACGGAUGCCCUACAAAAUCGUUCGUCUAAAUAUAUAGCUUAUUAAUCAAAAGCGUUUUCUUCACAGCUCGUUUGAAGCCAAAAUAGUCUGAAAUUGACGUCGUUUUCCCUCAAAAGUCAAUGGUCUUUUACAGCAGACAGUUGAUCAUAAAGUGUUCGCAUUAGGGAAGGUUUACUGUCUAUGAGAAUCUGUAAAUUGGGCAAGAAACAAUGACCGUUGUCUGCAUUAACUGCAACCUCGUCCCCAGGGCUUUUCCCUUAAAAAAUGGGUGGGGCGGCCCUGGCAUCGGCUGGUCACGUGUCCCCUCGUACACCCUAAAAUCCUGGGUGUAAUAAAUUAGCGCUAAGUGAAAAGCUAAAAUAUGCGUAACUUCACAGCGCGCGAUCUUGGGCGGCCUCUUAUAUCUCUUGACGAUUAACGAAAGGUUUUACAAGAUUUCCUUUUUGUCACAGAUACUGGCCAUGGUAAUUUUUUGCUUUCCUUUGAUUUCCCUGAAGGGGCCAGCGAGUAACAUUUGUAAAACUUCUGUUUAUAGAGCGGUAUAAAUGACAAUCAAGCCAGCUACGUAUUGGAAAAGUCCGCUUUCUCGACUCUUCUGAUAUUUUAUUUCAUUUCUUCCGAAGAGGGCCGCCGUACACAGCCUAGUUCUAUUCAUCUUAACUCUCAGUCAUAUCAUAGCGAUACGCGUUGGUUUAGACUUAGCCUGUAUGACCUGUAUUUUAAAAAAUUCAUUGACCUCUGCGAUCAAACGACUGGCAACAAAUUAAAGAAAGACUUGGGUCCAUUUCAAAUUGACAGAGCUGUAGAUGAUUCCAAUCGAUCAGUUAAUCUUCCGUUUGAUAUAAGUAAAAUCCUUUGUACUUAUCCUCGGAAGAGAAAAGAUAUCAGAGGUCUUCAAAUGUUUCAGAUCGGCGACCUGUCAUCGUUCCUGGCUGGAGAGCUGACUUGCAUCCGGCGCGGAGAUUUGUUUGUUUCUUGGUCGGCUUGUAGAGAGGACCAGAAUCCAUAAAGCAUUUUGAUGAACAAUUCUAUUUCAAUCAAGUUCAAUCCUGGAGGCAAAGGCCCGCAUUGUUGUUUGACGUUGGACAAAAUCACUUUCGACUUGAUCGUACAGUAAUUCCACAGUUACGAUGAAGUUCAGUCAAAGUACUAGUCGAUAACAGCUUGUCUCAACUAUGAAGCAUUUGAUAUAUUUUGUGCGUGACAACGUAGAGCCGGUACGCCCUUUCAUAAACUUAUAGCAUUUGAAUAAUGCUCAAUUAAAUGGAUCUUGAGCUUUUGAAUCUCACACACGCGAAAAUAUUGACAUAGUUUGCGAUGCGGGUUGCACAUAAAUUAGCUUCUCAGGAAUAUUUAGGCUGUGCACGUGACCAGCCGAUGCCAGGACCUUUUCCCGCCCCACCCGUGUUUUAAGGGAAAAGCCCUGGGGACGAGGUUGCAUUAACUGGGAUCCGUAUUAAGUGGGUUGAAUUUAGAGAAAAAGAAAAACGAGUGUCCGUAAAGCUUAGUUCGACUGUAUCUGAGGAAGGAUAAAGGGUAGUUAUAACAGGUAAAUGCGCUUUAUUUCCAAUUAUCCAUUAUUUACCUUCUUUUCUCUUGCAUUACUUUUCUGUUUCGUUUUUAAUUUCUUUUUAUCUUCGACAUUUGCUGAGAUACGCACGUCUUAAUUUUCUCCUGGUAUUAACAACACAGCUUGCGCAAAAGGGUAAUCAAUCCGAAAAAGCGCCGUCUUUGCGCCGCUGGGACGCAAGACGCUUAUAGAUGCAGAUCCUUUCAAAAUUUGCAGAGACGCGUUUCGUAUUGUUUAGGGAUUCGUCUGGGUUAUUCUACAGUGGAUUCAGUAUAUCCGGGUGCUGCGUUCAAAUUUUGCUGGGUAACCCAGCAUCUGGCAUCCUCAUCAAGCAGCCUCGUACCCAGGCCAGUUCUCGCUACCCGAGUUACCAGAGGAUGCUUGGAACCGAGUGCGAGACGUCACAUCCGAAAUCGCCGAGGACGACUGAGAAGGAGGCCGUUCAUUAAGCAGUAAUAAGUUACUGCUGGGCAGUUUCAGGCUCACAUUUCGCCUAAGCAGGCUACGACUCUCUUCUUCCAAAAAAAAAAAAUUAAAUUUGCUAUCACGCCCUUUGGAACAACGCCUUUUGAUGAAAUCAUGUUCACCUUCGAAGCGUCUCAGUGCGACAGCUUAAUAGACCAAGCCUUUUUUAAGCACGCUUCUUUUUCGAUGACAGCUAGGGGACCUUGAAAGGUUUUGAGGAUUGCACAAAGUCCUCUAACAUUAGUACCUUGAAAAUCCGUAUUUCCAACUUGCAAUAAGUUCCAAAAUAAUGUAUAAUUAUUAUAUUUAGUAAUUCUAUUAACUGUGAAUUUAAUUGUGACUCAUUAUUUAGCGAGAUUUUUCAAGAAAAAACAAGUGAUAUUGCAUUCAGUUAAAUUCUGGCAGAUUUUACCAUUUUCGCAAGAUUGUUUGUUUUAUUUUGACAGAUUUGACUUUUAUUAACUGCCUUUAUUGAACUUUACAUUUUCGCUUCAUCGAUCGAGUAAAUUUUGAAAUACAAAUAAUAGAACUUAGCCGUGAUGCCUAUCAUCAUAUGAAAUAAUAAAAAAAUAAGCAUAUUUUUCCUUAAAGACUUAUUUUCAUUUGAAUAAUAAUAGUAAUAAUAAAUAAAAAUAACAAAUCGUACUAUGAACCUCGUUUCUUUGAGUAAAGAGCAUACCUGAGGACGUGAGAGGUAUUCACAAAAUGUACAACUGAAAAGAAAAACAAGUGGGCCGGUGAUAUACGAUUUAUAAACCCUAAGCAAACGUACUAUAAUGAAAAGGAUUAUAACAAAUUUGAUUCAGUUAAACUGUUAAUCAUAACUAUGACAAAAUUGUCAAAUCUGAUUGGCUCUCAACUGCCCAGAUUUCAGCCUUAAUUGGACAGUUUAAUAGGACAGUACGCGUCAUGCCUAAGUAAUUGGACAGUACGCGCCAUCACGCGCGCGCUUAAAUGGCUUUUUUUUUCACUGCUAGCAAAACAAAAUUUCGAAUUUCUUGUGUUUUGGUUUAAAAAAUAGCCUAUUGUAUCACAAAUUUUGUUAAAGUUAUGAUUAAAUGGUAACAGAACUUCGUGUCGUCCUAGUCAGUCUGUAAUCAUACUCGUGAUUAAACAAAUCGGACUCCCACUACGCGGUCGUCCGAUUUUGUUAAUCACUCGUAUGAUUACAGACCGAAUUGGACUCCACUCAGUCCUGUUACCAUUACUUAUUUUUUUAGUGACUUCUCGGUACUUCUUUAGGGUCACUCUAAAUAUUUUGAGAUCAAUAUAUCACUAAUCCCCUCAGUUGGGGAGCCAAACGACUCGUAGCUAUCUCCCUAAACUUGUAUUGCAUAUGUUUGUGCGAUAUUCAAACUUUGUGCAGCUAUAUCAUAAUUAGUAGCGCGUUGUUUGAUAGUGAAAUGGCGUCUAAACAAAUACUAGGCGUGUAACAAUAUAGAGGGCCACUGGUUUAUCAGCUUUUUUUGUUAUGUGUUUACCUUCUUUUUAAUAAAGUUGACUGAUUGAUUUAUAUCUAAUAUUGUAAGGCCAAAAACUAAUACAUUACCGUACAACAUGAUCACCACAGUCACAGAGUCUUGUUCCUGAAAAAAAGGGAAAUAAAACCUAAGUGUCAAGGUAAGGAAGUCACACAAAAUGUCCUCAUUUUCAAUGUUAGCUGACAAAAAUGUAAGAUUAUCAAAUUAGUCAACGUGGCCAGAUGCGAAAACUGAAGUUAUGGUCGGUAUAAACUGAAUAUGCUUUUAGGUUUUACAGCGGCAGGCUUGUAUAACCUUUUCAGUUUACUGACACUAGGAGCUGUUGGUUCUGGGAAAUGCUUCACAUGCAGAUAUUAAUUUUCCCGUUAGCAGACAAAGAAUUGAACACUGUGCCUAACUAAUAGCCAAAUGUAAUUAUUAGACCAACUGAGUUUACUAUGAAGUAAUAAUUGAGUUAGUAACUAAAUUUUAUGCUUCAUCCGUGCGAAAUAAUUAUAUUUCUCGGUUCCAAUAAGCCAAAGAGGCGCGUAGUGCCGAGUUCGCUAUAACUAUCUCAUAUCCAACAAGCGCGAAUGAAAUAAUUGUUUUAUUAAUUUUUUUUUAAACUCCAAACGUCUGGUUAUUACAACAGAAUUUUAGAAGAUCGAAAUCACAUGAUAUGUGUGCCGUUUGCGAACAUAGUUGAAUGAAAAUCUGAAAGGGAAGGACACUGUGCUUAAAUUAUUCUCGACAAGUACUGUUUUCGCUUUCCCUCGCCGUGACUGUGGAAUUUGAAUUGACGCUGGAUAGGGCGACCUGAUCGCUCGCCAAUUUCGUUUUCUUCCUCCACUGAAUCGUAGCUGCACAAAGGCCCAGCUUUAUUAAUCAAUUUGUUGUUGUUGUUCAAUGGAAAGCCGCUCGUUGUAGGAUUCAAUAGAGGCCCGUUAUGGACUUGCGAAAGUGUUAAGAGGUUUACAAGCUCUUUAAACACGCAAAAAAUCUGCUAAUAGUUUUCAAAACUUACUCCUGCAAGGACUUGCAAGCAAUCUGAAAAAAUUUAAGGUAAACUUUGUUGUUGGUGGUGGAUUGUUGACUUGUUGUUGUUGUAAUCCGCUCGACGUAAGGAAGAAUAAAACUUGUUAUUUCUUUAAAUUUGCCAUAGAGAUCCGUACAAUUAAACAAUUUCAACCUAAUGUUUGUCGCUGCCGGUAUGCAUUUUGUCUUGUCGGUAGAAACUCGCGAAAUCUACUUCUUUUCGCCACUUUGUCCUAGCGUUUUCCAUAUUAGGUCAAACAAAAGGUAACCGAGAUUGGGUGAACCAAUCAGAAUGCUAGACAUGCAUUAAUUAUCCGAGGUUGAAAAUUUAAUAAUUUGGUUUAUCGCUGUAUCAAUGUCAGGCACGAACGGCAACUUUCGGUCAAACAAAUUAGAUCAAUACAUUAUAACACUCAGUUGCACUCUUCUUUGCAGAAAACUAAAAGAGCAAACACAUGUUUCUCACUGUGUCCAUUACGUUUGUGGUUAUCUUUGUACUAGAAGCAAUCAUUAUCAUUACUGGAAACACGUUCACUGUAUUUGUCUUCUGGACACAGCGAACCCAUCUCAAGCGAACAUGCUUUCUUCUGAUUAACCUUGCAGUCGCAGAUAUGCUUGUCGGGAUCGCAGAGGGCAUUCUUCUUGGGAGGGAAAAAUUUCCAGGAAUGGCAGGGAUUGCAAGUGAUGAGGGAAAAGUUCAGUGGAAAAAAAAUCCUGGGCCAGCGUUUCAACUCUUCGCCUCAAGUGUAUCCAUAUAUUUCCUCGCGCUAGUCUCUUUAGAACGCGCUUUCGCCGUGCUGUGCCCGUUCCGUCAUCGCACCACAAAAACUCGAUUUUACAUUUACAGUGUAAUUGUCAUCUGGGUUAUUGGACUUUUUACGCUCGGCCUUUAUUUGGUAGCCUUAUAUUACCCGCCAAAAGUAAAGAGAGAACAUGUUAGUGUCACCGUUCACUCUUGUCUUUUGAUUUCAUUGUGUGUGAUCUGUGGCAGUUACCUGAAAAUACGCAAUCGACUGCGAUCACCUGCACCCGAACUCGACGUUCUAAGUCGUCAAUCUGCUGAGCGCAAUCUACGACUUUCAAGAACAAUUUUUGUUACAAUUGCUGUAUCCCUUGUGUUCUGGAUACCAGCUAUUGUUGUGUACAUAACGAGAGACUUAUGCCAUCGAUGUUUUCCGCCAACCAUGAUUAUAACUGUGAAUGCUUUGCAUUUGGCGAAUUCGAUGGUGAAUCCAUUCGUCUACAGUUCCAGGAUGCAGAUAUUUAAAGACGCGCUGAAGAAGCUAUCGCGAAAAAGACGACAAAAGGUGGAUGUGAGUUCCUGUCCCAAAACAAGGAAG
Molecule: messenger RNA, 10054 nt
Organism: Porites lobata
Lineage: Eukaryota; Metazoa; Cnidaria; Anthozoa; Scleractinia; Poritidae
Source: the annotation of a GenBank genome assembly